This is a messenger RNA of Brassica napus (rape), 432 nucleotides long. Its product is annotated as tubulin beta-3 chain-like. The transcript has a single exon. The coding region runs from base 16 to 417 and encodes 133 amino acids. Lineage: Eukaryota; Viridiplantae; Streptophyta; Magnoliopsida; Brassicales; Brassicaceae. Gene Ontology annotation, biological process: microtubule cytoskeleton organization; mitotic cell cycle. Gene Ontology annotation, molecular function: structural constituent of cytoskeleton; GTP binding; GTPase activity. Gene Ontology annotation, cellular component: microtubule; cytoplasm. The record is from RefSeq and is a predicted model, not a curated record.
CUCAUCUCGGCUACAAUGAGUGAUGUUACAUGCUGUCUUUGUUUCCCUGGUCAACUCAACUCCGACCUUAGGAAGCUCGCUGUGAACCUGAUCCCUUUCCCAAGGCUCCACUUCUUCAUGGUGGGUUUUGUUCUGUUGACAUCGAGAGGAUCACAGCAAUACAGUGCCUUCAGUGUCCCUGAGCUGACCCAGCAGAUGUGGGAUGCGAAGAACAUGAUGUGCGCUGCUGACCCUCGUCACGGACGUUACUUAACUGCAUCCACUGUGUUCCGUGGAAAGCUGAGCACUAAGGAGGUUGAUGAGCAGAUGAUGAACAUCCAGAACAAGAACUCAUCCUACUUUGUGGAAUGGAUCCCGAACAACGUCAAGUCCAGCGUCUGUGACAUUGCAACAUUAACUCUUAUAAUAGUUUUAUAAAUUCUUAUAUACAGA